UACUCUUCUAUCAAUGUCUUUUCGUGUACCGACCAUAAUAGAUUCUUCAAGUCAAGAUAAUGCUAUACGUGGAACUAACGAUGACGCUGUAACAAGUAAACUGUCAGCAGUUAAUACCGGAUAUAUUCAAGACAAAUAUGUAAGAUAUUUUGUUCGAAGACCAUCAAAGAGACCACCCAUCAUUAAUAGAGGAACAUACGUUCGUAAUACUGGAUUAGACAUAUUAAUCACGAAAUUUUUGGAAGGUGGCGGAGAAAAUGUAAAGAAACAAGUUGUAUCAUUCGGAGCUGGAUCUGAUACGCGAUACUUUAAUUUCAAGGCAACAUCACGUAAAUUUUAUAAAUAUUUUGAAAUUGAUUAUCCCGAAGUCACAUCAAAAAAAGUUGCAAUCAUUCAAAAACAUAAAGAUUUAUCAGAUUUAAUCGGGAAUGAAAUACAAAUAGGAAAAGGUGGUACAGAAAUCUACGCGCCAGAUUAUUGUUUAAUAUCCGGAGAUCUUAGAGAAUGGGAGGAGAAUAUAGUAUCACAUUUAGAAGAACAUCAUGGUUUUGAUCGAAGUAUUCCGACAUUAUUCUUAUCAGAAUGUGUAUUAAUUUAUAUGGACCCGAUUGAUUCUAAUAAAAUUGUACAAUGGGCUGGAGAUAAUAUGAUAGCAGCAAUAUUUAUAGUUUACGAACAAAUAUUACCUAAUGAUGCUUUUGGAUCUGUUAUGUUACAAAAUUUAAGAUCUCGUAAUAUUGAACUCCGUGGUAUACACGCAUAUCCUGAUUUACAAAGCCAAAAAGAUCGUUAUUUAUCGCGUGGAUGGACUCAUGUCGAAGCUGUUGAUAUUAAUGAAGUUCAUGAUAAUUAUAUCGAUCCAAAUGAAAUUUCCAGAAUAUCAAAAUUGGAAUUUCUCGAUGAGCUUGAAGAAUGGCGACUUCUUGCAUCCCAUUAUUGUAUCGCUUGGGUUGUCAGAAAUUAUUCUUCGAUGAGUCUAAAUAAAAGUAUUUAUUUAUUUUUUAAGAAAAAAAAAUAAAAUAAAAUAAAAUAAAUUAGUCUAAAGUUUUAAUAAGAAAUAAACUUUCUUUAUAAAAAAUUUUCACUCAGUGAGAAGAUUGUUACUUCAUAACUCAUUCUUGUAGAGUUCGGAUUAAUAAAAUAGAUACGAUACAUUCUAAAGUUUAGCAUCACAGCGAAUAAAAGGAAAGAAAGAAAA
Molecule: messenger RNA, 1198 nt
Organism: Rhizophagus irregularis DAOM 181602=DAOM 197198
Lineage: Eukaryota; Fungi; Glomeromycota; Glomeromycetes; Glomerales; Glomeraceae
Source: RefSeq, a predicted model, not a curated record